Messenger RNA from Rotaria sordida, 1382 nucleotides. Lineage: Eukaryota; Metazoa; Rotifera; Eurotatoria; Philodinida; Philodinidae. The record is from the annotation of a GenBank genome assembly.
AUGAUAAAACUAAUAAAACUAAUCGUCGAUCAUCUCAAUGUUGAUGAAGAAAUUUUGUUAUUAUUAUUAUUGGGUCAAACAUCAACAUUAAAUGAAGCUGUACUUGAUUGGCAACCUGAACAUGAAGGUCAAAGAGAACGUAGUCAUCAAGCUGCUUAUAAUAUUCUUGCUCUUCUAUCUAUAUUUCUUUCUCGUAAACAAGCAUUUCAUAUUAUUGCUGAUUCUUACGAACAAGCACUUCGUUUUUCAUUUGAACAUUUUCAAACAUGGUUUAAUUAUGGAUUAUCAUUAAUAUCAUCAGGUCAAUCAUUUCGUGCUUAUCUUAUAUUAAAACAAUGUUUAAGAAUGCAACCAAAAAAUCUUCAAGUUUAUUUACAACUUGCUAAAAUAAUUCUUGAAUAUAUAUAUGAUGUAGAUUUAAUUGAAUUAUUUAUUGAUCUUAUUGAUGAAGCAAUUAAUUAUUGUCAACAAGCAAAAGAACUUGAAAAUCCUCCAUUUGCUCGUUCACUUCUUCUUGCUAUUGCCAAAUCAUUUAAAGCUCGACAAACAUCAAUUCAUCAUGAUCGUCAAGCACUUUUUCAAUCAGCUAUUAAUGAUCUUCGAGAAUCUAUUGAACUUGAUCCAUAUGAUUCAAUAUCACAUUUUCAUCUUGCUCAUAAUUUAUCUUUUCUAAAUCAAGUUCUUUCAUUCAUUCUUUCUUUUUAGAUUUUAACUAUUGUUAAAAUUGUUUUGAAACGAUUAAAAUCAAUAUAAACGAUUGAAUAAAAUACAAAUUGAAUUUUUUUUUGAAUAUACACGAUUAAAUAAAAAAUACAAAUUCAAUUUUUGUUCGAUAAAGACUACUACGAUUUUGAUUUUCUCAUCUCAAAGUUUCUUACUUAGAAUCGAGUGAAUCUUCACCAAGUUUUACGAAGAUUUUUCUCGAAAGAAACUUUUCCAUUGUUUAUCUCACUAAGUUUAGAGAUAAACGCACGUCUCACUAAGUAGAAGACGUACUCGGUAUAUACACGUGCUAAAUCUUAGUGAGAAGCUGCUUUCAUUUAAAAUUUUAACGACUAACUUAAUCGUACUUUAUUUCAUUAUCUACGGCCUGGAAAAAAUCAGUCACAUCAAAAGUACUUUUUCAGCUAGUUUGAAGAAAUGCCGAAGCUUAAAAGAAGAUCUAUAUCUCAAAGAAAUGUCGAGAUAGCUAGGAGAAUGAGAGAAAGAAGAACUGAUGAUGAGGUUCGCUUGUUAGAUAAUAGAAGACGAGCAAAUUCUCAUAAAAUUGAACGACGAAAUAAUGAAUUCAAAACAGAAGAAAAUAAAAGAAGAGCCGAAGCUCUGAAAAUUGCACGACAAGAUGAUGAAUUCAAAACAGAAGAUAAUAAAAGAAGAGCCGA